CCGCCGGGAGGAAAUACCGCAGGUCCCGUGCCGUUAAGGCAAGUUAACAGCUGUUUACUCGCCGUUACCUUUUGCUGUUACUAUGCUUGUGUUGCAUCACCAUAAUUAUAUCAAGAGAUUCCGCCAUUUGAAUCCUGUGACAUGCAAAGGGAAGGGCGGUGGAUUGCCAAUCGACCUGCUUGAGGCCAUGGAAUCCCUCACAGCUGCACAGGAUUGAGGUUGUAAAAGGAAUUCACAGGCAAUAUCAAGGCCUUUUCUUUCAGAUAGACAAAGCUGAGUUUUUAAAGGGAUUUAGGUCUGAGAUGCUUGUGGUUGAUAGUAAUUGAUUGAGAGAUACUACACCUGGAUAAUGGAGAGCUUUGCAACACCUUACCCAAUAUUUUUCUUUGAUGGAGAACAUGAUCAAGAAAAAGGUCAUGUUGGUGUGCAUUCUGCUCUUACAUUCAAGCGCUUUCAGGCUCAGAUGAGCCAGAAAACUGGGAUUCCGGCCAACCAGUUAUCAGCAGUUUUUGUUUGUAAAAAGACAUAUAGAGAUGUUGAAAAACGGCAGAAGCUACCUAUAAAUGAAAACACUAAUUUCAGCAUCAUUCUCAACCAGCAUAAUCCAAGCAAAGAAAAGGAUUGCCACUUUUUGGUUUCUAUUAAAAAGUCCAAGAAGGAGAGGAAAGUUUCAAGGAAACGCAGUGCUGAUGUUGAAAAUAAUGCAGAUGAUGAUGAUGAGGAUGAUGAUGUUGAAAAUAAUGCUUUCUUAUCUCCCACCUCCCCAAUGGACUGGUCUUCUCCUUCUGAAAGUGGCAGCAUUGAAGGAUCUGGUAAUGUUUCACCAGCCAAUCGAAUAGUAUCUGAUGGCAAGGUAGAGUUGACAUUACUGAGACGUCCUGAUACUCUUCAAUCUGGAUAUACAGCAGAAAAAAAAGAUGUGGAUGAUUGUGCUGUAGAACCACAGGUGGAAAAUUGUUCAGGUGUUGUCGAAAGCAAGAAUGAGAGUGCAAACACGCCUGCUGCUGUUCAAUCUCACUCAGCAAACUUGAAUGUGCAACAGGAAUAUCAAAGAAAACAUGAUGUACAAGCUAUUCAAGAGAUUCCUUUUGGAGCAUAUGAAGUUUCACCUGAGAGAGGAAUUAGCCAGAGGCUUAUGUCCUCUCAAUUCAAUGUCCAAAUGCCUCAUUCUGAACUUUUUAAUCAUGAGAGAUAUGGUGAAAAUAUCUCCCAAGUCCCAAAUCUUAGACCCAGCAUGAGUAUGAUCAGAAAUGGAGUUGUAUCAGCAGGCUAUGCAGCUCAAUUUAACAGGGCAUCGAAUAUGUCACCUUCCUUUUCGCUGUCUAUGUCACCACCUUUAUCCAAUCAUUUUGGAGGUAGGGCAUCAACUUCAUCAAUGUCUUCUGCAGGUUUCUUCCCAUCCAGAGUACCAUUCCCCAGCCCUGCUGCACCUGUUUCAUUCACUUCAAGGGACAUUAAUCUGCAAAGAAUGCAGUCUCACAUACUACAGGCUCACCACCAUGAGCCUCAAGUACGUAUGACACCUCAUGAUCUUCCCAGAUAUAAUGCAGGAUUCUGCAAUUGGGUACCUGUAGUUACCACUCAAGGAGAUCACCAGCAAAGCUUGUGUGAAGUUUGUUAUGAUUUUAAAAGAAGGAACAUUUACCCCACACCUUUUCAUUGGUGUGUUCAAGAUAGGGUUACUUUGGGUUUUAGAGGGCCAUCUCCUGCAGGACCAAUAGAAAGGCCAGGGAAGCGUCGUCUUCGAGUUGCAGGUUAAUGUCAUGAAUUUAUGUGCAGUUGUAGGCUUUCUUUGGUGUUUGGAUUUCACAGUGUAAAUUGUUCUUUGGUUUUUAUAUAGUUUUCUAAUAGGUGUUGUUGACAUCCUUGUGGGCCUAUAGCCUCUAUAGCCUCUAGAAAAUAAUCUCAAUACUUGUUCUACCCCCUAUAACGUUACUGUUCUGUUCAUCUGCAAAUAUCAAAUCCGUGAUUUUUGGAAUGUUUUACUAUUGACCUGUCAAACAGCAAGGUUUUAUUCUAUUGUUCUACAUUCUCUUGAUUGACAGAAGCUGAUAAUAUUAUGAAGAAGUGGGACUCGAUCUUAA
This is a messenger RNA of Cryptomeria japonica (Japanese cedar), 2084 nucleotides long. RefSeq lists its product as uncharacterized. The record is from RefSeq and is a predicted model, not a curated record. Bases 350 to 1759 code for a protein of 469 amino acids. The transcript has 2 exons. Lineage: Eukaryota; Viridiplantae; Streptophyta; Pinopsida; Cupressales; Cupressaceae.